AUGGCAGCCCAGAAGCGUAUCUCCAAGGAACUCGGCGAUCUUACGAAGUCAGCGCCGUCCGGUGUCGCUGUUAGCCUUGUCGACGAGGCUAAUCUCUUCACAUGGUCCGUCACAAUGGAAGGCCCCGCCGGAUCACCAUAUGCUGGCGGCACCUUUUCCCUUCGCCUCGAACUUCCACCCGACUAUCCGUUCAAGCCACCAACCGUCCGCUUCACAACCAAAGUCUACCACCCCAACAUCUCCAACGAUAGUCCACCCAACUCCGGAACGAUGUGUCUCGGCAUGCUCAAGGCUGACCAAUGGAAGCCAUCGACAAAACUCACGGCUGUCCUCGAGUUCACCCGACAACUACUCAAGGAGCCCAAUCCCGACGACGCCGUCGAAGCCAAGAUUGCAGAGGUGUACAGAACGGAUCGAGCAGCUUUCGAGAAAGAGGCUAAGGACUGGACGAAGCGUUAUGCCACCGGACAGGGGAAGAAAUAG
This is a messenger RNA of Cyphellophora attinorum, 483 nucleotides long. Its product is annotated as Ubiquitin conjugating enzyme E2 B. The coding region runs from base 1 to 483 and encodes 160 amino acids. The record is from RefSeq and is a predicted model, not a curated record. NCBI's taxonomy places the organism in Eukaryota, Fungi, Ascomycota, Eurotiomycetes, Chaetothyriales, Cyphellophoraceae. The transcript has 3 exons.